Molecule: messenger RNA, 4490 nt
Organism: Xyrichtys novacula (pearly razorfish)
Lineage: Eukaryota; Metazoa; Chordata; Actinopteri; Labriformes; Labridae
Source: the annotation of a GenBank genome assembly
GAGUUUGCAAAGUCCUUCCCGAGUGAAGACAAAAGACUGCAGCUGAACCGAACCAGGUCAAAGAUGAGGCUGGGGUCGAGGUCAUUAAUUAAACAUCGCUUUGUGAAUUAUGAAUAUUCUUUGAGGGCGGUGGACCCGCAGCUUCUGUAUCUUUAAUAGUGAGGAGAGAGAUGGGAGAGGCUGCGCGUUCAUGGUUUCCUUUUCUCGCUCCGUGGCGGCGGGGACGCGCAGUGGAUCCCACACCGCUCACGGGAGAGCAAAAAAGCGCCUUCCGACUGCAAGAGCGAUUCAUCAGCAAAAAUAAUGUUUCCUGCACCGCCUUUUCCCGGCACUGACGAUGUCUUCAAAAGUCAUUUAAAAGGGUCCACAACAAACGAGGACAAGGCAUUUUUCGAGCAUUAAACUUGUUCCAGAGGAUUGUAAACUCCGAGAGAGAUUAAAAAAGACCAGGAAUUCAAGUCAACAUUAUACAGGUAGGACGAUUUUGCUGUUAAUGGGGUGAAUACUGCAGGUCGAAUGAUGAAAAUCAAAGAUGAGGAGCAGAAUCCAGAAUAAGACGAAGGGGAAACAUCGUCUUGUAGGUCAGUUGCAAGUGAAUCACAAGGGCGUGCAUGAAGGAGUUUCAGAGUGCUGCAUCCCUGUGUGCGCUAAUGAUGCAAAAAUUCAGUUUCUACUGUUUAGAAAGUAAAUUUCCAUACAUUAACUGCAUUAAAAUGAGAGGUUUCAGAAUAAAGACAGCCUUUGCCUUUACGCACAGUGUUGUGCAGAAGCGCACAGAGCAGCGAGGACCCACUGACCCUGAAAUUACAGCACAUUUUAACACACAGCAUGUGCACAGGCUUUUACAGUGCAUGGAUGUCCAAAAACUGCUUCAUUUUUGUGCAUGGCAUUGGUGAUUUGCAUGUGGUGGCAUAGAUCAGCUGAUAGGACAGCAGGAGCACUGAUUCAGUUUCUUUGUUUUAUGAGAUUUGGUGCAGUUUUAGUUGUGGAAAAGAGCUUUAGUUCCCCUUAAAGAGUUAAAACAUCGCAUUGAACACACAGUUACACCAAUAAGAGAUGCAUAAAUCUCCUCUAUGGACAUAAUAGAUGUUAUUUGACCAGGAGACUGAGUUGUAACCUUUGGCUGAUGUGUGCUGCUUGCUUCUUGCAGGUGCAGAAAAUGGCGGGACGCCUCCUGCAGCUCUUUGCCGUGUGGACUUGUGUGAUCACCGUCGUGCAGAGCUGCCCAGAGCUCUGCAGCUGCCAGGAUAAAUUUGCCCACCAGUUUGCGGACUGUGCUUACAAAGACCUGCUGGUGGUUCCUGUGGGUCUUCCCUCCAAUGUGACCACUGUGAGCCUUUCUGCCAAUAAGAUCAAACUGCUGAAGAGCAAAAGCUUCGUCAACAUCACGCAGGUCACUUCUCUCUGGCUGGCCCACAAUGAGAUCGUAACCAUAGAGACAGACACCUUGGCCCCUCUCAUCCAGCUCCGAAACCUGGACAUCAGCUACAACAAGAUUGUGAACUUUCCCUGGGAGGAUCUGCAGAACCUCACAGCCCUGCAGCUCCUGAAAAUGAACAACAACGAGAUGAUAAACCUUCCUAAAGACGCUUUCUCCACUCUAAAAGAUCUGAGGUCGCUGCGGAUCAACAACAACAAGUUCACCACCAUUGUAGAGGGGACCUUCAGUGCUCUCUCCUCGAUGUCCCACCUCCAGAUCUUUAACAACCCUUUCUCCUGCUCCUGCAGCCUGGAGUGGCUGAGGGACUGGAUUGCAACCACUAAGAUCUCUGUCCCUGAACCAAAUUCAAUCGUGUGUGAGACCCCUGAACUUCUAAAGGGCAUACUGGUUACAAAGAUCCCCAAACUAGUCUGCACAGCCCCCUCUGUCAAAAUAAGCUACCAGCCUGACAUUGAGACCACUGAGCUUUACGAAGGUUUCAUGGUCAUCUUAAACUGUGAGGCAACUGGGACCCCCAAACCCCAGGUCAGCUGGGAGGUCAUUGCUGGAAAUCAGAAUUACCUGUUCCCCUUACCCUCUGAUGGAGCGAUAACUGAUACACCGAUCAAUGAUAAAACAACCAAUAAGCAAUUCCUUGUCUUUCAAAACGGCUCUAUUGUCAUUCCUCGCUUGACUAAAAAGGAGGAUGGAAACUACAGCUGCUCUGCGGUGAAUGAUUUAGGUAAAGCUGAGCGCACCAUUAAGGUGUCCAUGGCAGCCAGCCAGAAACACAGCGACUCACUGCCUGGUUCUACAUCUGGAAAGGUGGAUCCUUCUGUUAAAAAGCCCUCGGACCCCAAGACCUCAAAAAACAAUGUGAUCAACAGGGAAAAGCCUGUGGAGAGGACAAAGGGCAGCCCUGACGGUUCAUCAGACAAAGACCAGGGCACAGAGCAGGAAGGUGGCGUUUCUAAGACCCCCACUUUUGCAAGUAAGUGUGGAGUGAGAGACAGCAGUGAGUACAUCUCAAACCAUGCCUUCAACCUGAGCCUGGAGGACCUCAAACAGUACACCUUUGAUUUUGGGGUUAUUGCACUAGAAGUGUCUGAAACAGAGGCCAAAGUGCAGCUGAAUCCACUACAGCUGCCCAGCAGCAAAUCUAACCUUCAUCUAAGUCAAGGUGAAAACCAGGAAACAGUGGUUGUAGAGCCUGUGGGGCUGUACCAGUCCUCAAACAGUAAAACCACCUUAGACAUGCUCUACCUCUGUGUGAAAACACGAAAUGGACACUCCAUAGUGCAGUGGUCCAACAUUGAGGAGGGGGUUAAUGCCUACAGGUUCCACGGUUUACAGCCUGGCACCAAUUACACUCUCUGUCUCACCUAUGGGGGGCAGGACUGCCAGGUCCAAGUCGUUUUCACGACCAGGAAGAAGAUCCCCUCCCUCCUCAUUAUUGUGGUCGUCAGUAUUUUCCUUCUUGGUUUGGCCACUGUUCCCUUACUGGGCGCCACCUGCUGCCACCUGCUGUACAAGUACCAAGGGAAGACCUACAAACUUAUCAUGAGGGCGCAGAACCCGGAUCAGAUGGAAAAACAAAUGGCGGGAGAUUUCGAUCGUAGGGCGUCUUUUGUCGAGUCCGAGAAAACCUUCAACCCCAGCGAGGGUGAGGGGGAAGGGGAAGCCGAGGGAGAGGGAGAGGAAGGAGACGGAGAGGAGGGAGAGGCCGAAGGCAGCGUGGUGACUGAAUCCAUCCCCGGAUCUUCGUCCAAAACCAACCCAGAGGAGUUCGAGGUGGGCUCGGAGUACAGUGACAGGUUACCUUUGGGCGCAGAGGCUGUGAACAUCUCCGAGGAGAUCAACGGAAACUACAAGCAGCCGAGCCGCUGAGAUCAACCCACAUCCGAGGGUAGAUUGUACAAUAUUUUACUUUUUACGUAGCCUACAUUCAAGCAGGUAACCCACCCACCAUUACAACACGUGAAGGCUUCAGAAAAAGAAAAGUGUCUCUUUUAAUUUUUUACCUCAGACCGUCAACCACUUGAGAUUGUAACUUGAUUCUUGUGACAUUCGUAGUCUACUGUAAGGUCAGAAAAGCAACACAAAGUUUACAGUGGGAGCAGACAUUGAAACUGUAACUCAAACCUCAAAGUGCGACCGAAGAGCAGCGACAUGUUUCCUCUCUCUGAGUGUGUGUGUGUGGGGGGACGCGGAUGGACACGAACGGGGCGCAGGAAACAGUGCGCGCGGCGUGACACGGGGCUUACUUAUAGUUUAUGAAAGGCAGAAAAAAGAGAGGAAAAAAGUACAUCCGAUAUUGAGAGCACAAAAACAGACUAGUCAAAAAUUAUCUUAAAGUGCCAAAUGUUUGAAGCCAUUCAUACAAUUUAACAUCAGGGAUUUUUUUUAGCUUUAUUCAGGGAGGUGGAGGAGUCAAACAGAAAAGGAGAUCUCACAGGGCCAACUCUCCGGCUCUAUUUGACUCGUUCAUGAACCCGCAGCCGCAGAUUUACAUAAUUUUAGAUACAAUAAUUGGACCAAAUUCGCUUUUUUGGCGUUGGUAUUACUGCGCCUCGCCUGUCCGCUGUCCUGUGCGUCCAAGAGGGAAAAUAACCACUUACAGCUGAGUUAUUAUGCGCACCACACAAUGUGGUUUGACGAAAUAUUAAGGCUUUAAAAAUGUGCGACGUUAUAUCCUCUUUAUCAACGGGUGCUUGCUCUAUACUGCUGUCGCUUUUUACAAUGAACGUAUCCAUGGCAUGUCACACGUAUUUCCUUGUGUGGUUUUUUCUUAGUGUAUAGUCUAGAGGACUGUAGAUGUUGCUGUCAACAUGUGAUGUAAAGCCAUGUGAUUUAAAAAAAUUGUUCUUUUUUAAACGAGUUUCUACGAAGCCGAAAAGAAAAGGGCGCGUCCGAGUGUCUGGCUUCACUGUCUUGUAAUCUGAUGCAUAUAGUGAGUUUUUUCUGUGAAAUGUUGUACAACGGAACAUUAAAGACCCGUGACUUUUCAGGAUUUUUGAUAUUAUUUUAUGUAAGUGGAAUCAAUAAAAACAUGUAAGUAUAAAUGCGGGUU